GAACAUUAUCAGGAAGAUCCAAAGGGAAUGUUUCUGGGAGUUGUGCACUCCCAGAAAAAGCAAAAGCCUGUAAGACUCGGCCGAUGCCAGAGGAAAACAUGAGUAGCCACUCAGAACUUAUUACUCGUGAGAGCAUCAAUGUGGAAGAGACACACUACACAUGCCAUGAGUGUGGGAAAAGCUUCAAUGGGAGCUCAGACCUUUUCACACAUCAGAGAAUCCACAGAAGAGAGAAACCCUACAUGUGCUCUGAGUGCGGGAAAAGCUUCAGUCGGAGCUCAGCCCUUAUCACACAUUGUAGAAUCCACACAGGAGAGAAACCCUACACGUGCAGUGACUGCGGGAAGUGCUUCAGUUGGAGCUCAAACCUUUUCAAACAUCAGAGAAUCCACACGGGUGAGAAACCUUAUGGAUGCUCUGAGUGUGGGAAACACUUCACUGAUAGUUCAACCCUCAUCUCACAUCAGCAAAUCCACACAGGGGAGACGCCCUACACGUGCUCUGAGUGCGGGAAAACCUUCAAUCAGCGCUCAAACCUUAAUAGACAUCAGAAAAUCCACACGGGAGAGACACCCUACACAUGCCAUGAGUGUGGGAAAAGCUUCAAUUAUAGCUCAGACCUUAUCACACAUCAGAGAAUCCACACAGGAGAGAUGCCCUACACGUGCUCUGAGUGCGGGAAAAGCUUCAAUCGGAACUCAAACCUUAUCACACAUUGUAGAAUCCACACAGGAGAGACGCCCUACACAUGCUCUGAAUGUGGGAAAAGCUUUAAUCAGCAUUCACACCUUAUCAGACAUUGUGGAAUCCACACAGGAGAGACGCCCUACACAUGCUCUGAGUGCGGGAAAAGCUUCAGUCGGAGCUCACACCUUAUCACGCAUCGGAGAAUCCAUACAGGAGAGACGCCCUACACAUGCUCUGAAUGUGGGAAAAGCUUCAAUCACAGCUCAAACCUUAUUAGACAUCAGAAAAUCCAUCUGAGAGAGAACUGU
Messenger RNA from Mauremys reevesii (Reeves's turtle), 995 nucleotides. Its product is annotated as zinc finger protein 501-like. The record is from RefSeq and is a predicted model, not a curated record. Gene Ontology annotation, biological process: positive regulation of reciprocal meiotic recombination. The transcript has a single exon. NCBI's taxonomy places the organism in Eukaryota, Metazoa, Chordata, Testudines, Geoemydidae. Gene Ontology annotation, cellular component: nucleus. The annotation marks the transcript as partial. Gene Ontology annotation, molecular function: histone H3K4 methyltransferase activity; histone H3K36 methyltransferase activity; recombination hotspot binding.